This is a messenger RNA of [Torrubiella] hemipterigena, 3692 nucleotides long. Lineage: Eukaryota; Fungi; Ascomycota; Sordariomycetes; Hypocreales; Clavicipitaceae. The record is from the annotation of a GenBank genome assembly.
CUCUUCCCCUGCGAAACCUGACCCCUCUCUGAACGCCUCCAGCCGCGCGCCGCCAGUUCUCACACACCCCGCCUUUUGUCCUUCUCCCCUGACCGCCCAUCUCGUCUCCCCAAGACUCGCAUUGCAUCGCCCAAUCUUUGGGAAAGACAUCGUUUGCCUUCCGUGGGCUUCUCGAAACUCUCCUGCAUCGCUUCAGACUGGCUUAGUAUUGUUUUUGUUUUGAAAGCUCCUUGAUCAUCUACCGAGAUAGCAUCUUUUAGUGGACAAAAUCUGCCCCCUUACGAAGGCGAGCAUUCGAGAUUUAGACGCCCGUUCAUCUUGACCGAUUGUCUCCUUCUCGACGCCCUUUCGACGAAAUCCUCUUCGACCCGAACCGACAUACCGACACAUAUCCUCCAAUCUUUUAUUUAGUCGCAGGUGCCUAGUGCCCAUCUCUGCUUCUUCAAGAUGGACGCCAACAACAACCCCGGCCGGUUGCACCUCAACUUUGCCAACGAAAGAUUGCAGCUUCCCAACGAUAGGGCAUAUCCCACAACGCCCUCUACAUUCCCCCAACCGGUAUUCCCUCCGCCUGGCUCCUCAGCACAACCGCCCGCCGGUGGUGCGCCUCAGCAAGCGGCGUAUGGUGCCGCUGGUGGCUACGCUCAGGCACCUCAGGGAUACUUUGCGCAGCCAGGCUACUCUGCCCAGCAGCAACAGCAACCGCAGCAGUAUGCUGGCCAGGUUUCUGGUUACGACUACAACAAUGCCGGUGGUGCUGCUUACCAAGGCGCCAGACCCAAUGGACCUGGAACCGCGGACCCUAACACAGGCCUUGCGCAUCAGUUCUCCCACCAGAACCUAGGAGGUGCUGCUCGAGCUGCCCAAUAUGGCGCCCGUGGCCCUGCUCCCCCACGCCCACGAACUGCUGGUAACUCUGGACAGCCUAGCCCGUACGGUGGUUAUAACAAUGUGCCGUUGCCUACCCAAACACCCCAGUCAGAAUUCCAGGCAAUCCCAGAGCGAAACCCCGAUAAGUAUGGUUCCAACGCCAAUAGCAACCAGAAGAAGUGCUCGCAGCUUGCUGCUGAUUUCUUCAAGGACAGCGUCAAGAGAGCUCGUGAGCGUAAUCAAAGACAAAGUGAGCUUGAGCAAAAGCUCUCUGAUCCGGGCCAAAAUGCUACUCGCAAGGAGCAACUUUGGACCACGGCUGGUCGCAAAGAAGGCCAGUACCUCAGAUUUCUGCGCACUAAGGAUAAGCCUGAAAACUACAACACCGUCAAGAUUAUCGGCAAGGGUGCUUUCGGUGAGGUCAAGCUUGUGCAAAAGAAGGGCGAUGGUAAGGUCUACGCCAUGAAGUCUUUAAUUAAGACGGAAAUGUUCAAGAAGGACCAGCUUGCCCACGUCAGAUCAGAACGUGAUAUCCUGGCAGAAUCUGACAGCCCGUGGGUUGUUAAGCUGUACACAACCUUCCAGGAUGCAUACUUCCUCUACAUGCUCAUGGAGUUCUUGCCUGGUGGCGACUUGAUGACUAUGCUUAUCAAGUACGAAAUCUUUACCGAAGACAUUACGAGAUUUUACAUUGCGGAGAUUGUGCUCGCUAUUGAGGCCGUUCAUAAGCUGGGCUUUAUUCAUCGCGAUAUCAAGCCCGACAACAUUCUCCUCGACCGUGGUGGUCACGUCAAGUUGACCGAUUUUGGUCUCUCAACUGGUUUCCACCGUCUUCACGACAACAACUACUAUCAGCAGCUUCUGCAAGGGCGCUCAAACAAGCCUAGAGAUCGCAACUCUGUCGCUAUUGACCAGAUUAAUCUGACAGUCAGCAACCGUUCGCAGAUCAACGACUGGCGCCGAUCAAGAAGACUGAUGGCCUACUCCACUGUCGGUACUCCCGACUACAUUGCCCCCGAGAUCUUUACUGGCCACGGCUACUCAUUUGACUGUGAUUGGUGGUCCUUGGGCACGAUUAUGUUCGAGUGCUUGGUUGGCUGGCCUCCCUUUUGUGCUGAAGACAGCCACGACACUUAUCGCAAGAUUGUCAACUGGCGUCAGACUCUGUACUUCCCCGAUGAUAUCACCCUCGGAGUUGAAGCUGAGAACCUGAUCCGCAGCAUGGUAUGCAACACGGAGAACCGUUUGGGCCGUGGAGGUGCCCAUGAGCUCAAGAGCCACGCCUUCUUCCGAGGCGUCGACUACGACAGCCUGCGCCGUAUCCGUGCUCCCUUUGAACCCCAUCUCACUUCCAACAUUGAUACCACAUACUUCCCUACCGAUGAGAUUGACCAGACUGACAAUGCUACUGUUCUCAAGGCUCAGGCUCUGCAGCAAGGCCGUACUGGCCCAGUUGAAGAGUCUCCGGAGAUGAGCUUGCCUUUCAUUGGUUACACCUUCAAGCGAUUUGAUAACAACUUCCGCUAAAGAGAUGAGAGUGGUAAUAUUUUGAGCGUGGUGAGGGCUUGUUAUGCGUUGAUUGGCGGGCUUAAAAAAAGUUGAUACAUAUACAAUUGCAUUGGUAGACCUCGCGUGCAUAGAGCAUCUGCUGCUUCGAACGAGGAGUACGGAAGUAAGCAGCUGGAGCGUUGGGCUGAGUUUGGUCAGAGACACAGACAGUUAGUUUAGUCCCCAUAUAGCAUGAACGAAAAUUGGCAUGUCAUUUCGAACUGAGGCAUUCGUAUCAGGUAAAUACAUCUUCUAGAUAUUAUUGGCUAUCUAUAUUUUUUGUCUCUAGACGGCAUGCUACUUUUACAGAACCUUCUUGUACCCAAAUGCAACCGCAACGCCAUGCAAUAAAUACACUAUAUGAUUCAUAAAGGAACGCUCAACAUGAAAACGAUAGCAGCAGCUUCAUUUUCUGCCUGUCAAGCCGGGGGCUGCAUUGAAACGUUCUUCGCGUUCUGUCAUGAACAGAACCUGGAUCCAAUACUCUUUGGCAUCUGGGUCCCAGUAGCAAAACUGUUUAUCCUCGCGCUUGUCGAGCUCGCGGGCCGGGAUCUUGAAGCCGACAGUCUCGUAAGGCUCCGCCGCCACGAGCAGGUACUGGAAGUUCUUGUCGGGCUCUUCGACGUGCUGUGUAAAGGCAUUCAUGACCUGCCAUUUCGGCGCUGUCUCGGGGGUCGCAUCGGGGUAUUGGAGCUGGAACAGCAAGCCCUGCUGGCGGGAAACCGGGUCGCGAAUCUUUGUAAUCUUGUAUCCGGGUCGGCCAAUCUUUACAACGUUCUUGCGCACGCCCAUGGCGGCUGCUACGCCAGCGGGCAGACCAGUGGCUGGGUCGAUGGCCUGCUUGCCUUCGCGCUCCUCUCGGGCGGCACGGCGAGCGAGGUUGGUCUGAUGCUUCUUGCCCUGUGUGUGGGCAAGAUAGGAGCCGUCAUUUUGGUGGACAGUCAAGCAGAGACGGCAUUCGAAUGUGCCAACGUGGUUCUUGAAAAAGUACGGGUCCUUGUCGAGGUCGAUGGUCUCGAGGGCGAGCUUGCGAAGACGUUCGCGACGGUCAGCGUUGGUGGCUGAGUAGGAUGCGACACCACCGCCGCCAAACUUGGAGCCGGCUCGAUUUUGAUAAUCCAUGAUGCCGAUGGUAUGGAAGGAGUAGGUGAUGAGGAGGUGACAAGUGUAGAUGGCGAGGUUGGACGUGAGCGUUCUAGGAGUCGCGACGAAAAGUUCGGGGAGCGUUGGCGGUCGUCGAUGGAAUAGUGGGGCUAAGGCAGGCGACACUGCGG